AUGUCUCAAUCAUGUUCGAUAAAGAAAUGUACAAGGGCAUCACGUUGGCUAUGUGAUUGUUGCCAGCAAAAUCUUUGUUUACAACAUUUAAAUGAGCAUAAUGCCUCACUCAUUUCUCAAUUGAAUCCUUUGACAGAUGAAAUUAAUGCACUUGAGUAUCGUCUCAAAACGCUAGAUAUUCAAAAACCUAUUGUCCAUAGUCGUCAAAAACUUGAAGAAUGGCGUGACGAUUGUCAUCAGAAGAUUGAUUCUUUUUUUGAACAAAAAUGUCAAGAACUUGAUCAACUUGUUAACGAAAAAGUUGAUCAACAACGUGAAGAACUCAAUCGAAUAAAUUUGCAAAUAACCGAACUCAUCCAUGCACAAGAAACAACUCCACAAGAUAUCGAUUUAUUAAGAUCAACUAUUCGUCAGCUCAAAACAAAUAUGAACAAAAUCGAACAAACAUGUUUUACGAUCGAUAUUCAUCCAUUACUUAUAGAUGAAACGCUCGUUUUUAUUAACAAAAAAAUUGAACGUGAACUUGAUCUAUCAACUCUUUCGCCUGCGUACUCAAUAAUUCCACGUUCAGAAGGAAGUUUUCCAUCAUUAACUAACAAUGAUCGAUACUUAUUAAUGCAUCAAAAGCCAAACUUAUGUUUUUUCGAUUACGAAAUGAACAUGGUCAAACAAGUAUUAUGGUCUUACGGUUCCAUUCAUGAUAUGUGCUGGUCAUCAACAUUAGAUCGAUUCAUUGUACUGGGAAAAAAUAACAUAUAUCUCGUCAACGACUAUACAAUGACAAUUGAUAAUGUGCACACAAUUGAAGAACGACACUGGGGAUCAUGUACAUGUUCUGACACAAUUCUCUUUGCUAGCACAAAUGAAUGUCCUUCAUCUGUUUUGGAAUUUACAUUAUUACCAGUUAUUCAAUUGAUUAGAGAAUGGAAAUAUCCCGUUACAUGUACCAAAGAUCAAUGUAUCGCUGAUACUGUUUACAAUGACGGAUAUCUAGCUCUAUUGGUUAUGAGUGAAUCAACGAAAUCAGUGCGCAUGGAAUUGAGAAAUGCGAAGACACUCGAUCCCAUGUGGGCAAUUAAACUUGAUACUAGGUGUUUGCAAAAAGUAGCAUUUCGAUGUUGUGCAAUCACUUUUAAUGAGUGGCUCAUAGUCGAUUAUGAAACUGAACGUCUGGUUCAGAUUACAAAAGACGGAAAAAUAAAGAAAACAGUUCAAUAUGAUUCGACUCCCUGUCGUGCUGUUCUAUUCGACUUAAAUACGUUGGCUGUAUUGACUGUGGAUGAUGCUAGACUGCAUACAGUUCAGUAA
Molecule: messenger RNA, 1308 nt
Organism: Rotaria sp. Silwood2
Lineage: Eukaryota; Metazoa; Rotifera; Eurotatoria; Philodinida; Philodinidae
Source: the annotation of a GenBank genome assembly